Molecule: messenger RNA, 1767 nt
Organism: Neoarthrinium moseri
Lineage: Eukaryota; Fungi; Ascomycota; Sordariomycetes; Amphisphaeriales; Apiosporaceae
Exons: 5
Coding region: 1-1767 (588 amino acids)
Biological process (GO): RNA processing; mRNA 5'-splice site recognition
Cellular component (GO): U1 snRNP; commitment complex; U2-type prespliceosome
Molecular function (GO): protein binding
Source: RefSeq, a predicted model, not a curated record
AUGGCCGACUUCAGUCAUUUCGGAGGUGGCGACGAGGAGAAUGCAGAGAUCAGGAAGCUGACGGCCGAAGUGGAAGCCGACACGGACAACUUCGAAUCGUGGGAGAAGCUCAUCCGCGCCUGCGAGGCCCAAGAAGGUGGUCUCAACCGCAACUCCAGCCCCCAGGCCCUGGCCGCCCUGCGCGACGUCUACGACCGCUUCCUCCUCAAGUUCCCCCUCAUGUUCGGAUACUGGAAGAAGUAUGCCGACCUCGAGUUCAACAUUUCCGGCCCCGAGUCGGCCGAGAUGAUCUACGAGCGCGGAUGCGCCAGCAUCACCAACUGCGUCGAUCUGUGGGCCUCGUACUGCUCCUUCAAGAUGGAAACAACCCAUACUCCCCACCUGGUGAGAGAACUCUUUGAGCGUGCCGCAACAUGCGUCGGCCUCGACUUUUUGGCCCAUCCCUUCUGGGACAAGUACCUCGAGUACGAAGAGAGACAGGAGGCCCAUGACAAGAUCUUCGCCAUCUUGCAGCGUGUCAUUCACAUCCCCAUGCACCAGUACGCCCGCUACUUUGAGCGCUUCCGUCAGUUGGCCCACAACCGGCCUCUGAGCGAGUUGGCCUCCGCGGAAGAGCUCGCGCGAUUCCGCGCAGAAGUUGAUGCCGAGGCCGCGGCCUAUGGAGGUAUGCCCAGGCAGGAGCUGGAGGUCGAACGCGAGAUCCGCGGUCGCAUCGACACCAUGUACUGCGAGACAUUUCGCCGCACGCAGGAAGAGACGACGAAGCGAUGGACCUAUGAGUCCGAGAUUAAGAGACCGUACUUCCACGUCACUGAGCUAGAGCACUCGCAGAUGUCCAACUGGCGCAAGUAUCUCGAUUUCGAGGAGGCAGAAGGGGACAUCGCGAGGAUCAUCUUCUUGUACGAGCGCUGCCUCGUCAGCUGUGCUCUGUACGAUGAGUUCUGGUUCCGCUACGCGCAGUGGAUGUCUUCGCAGGAAGGGAAAGAAGAGGAAGUCCGCCACAUAUACAUGCGCGCUGCCACUCUAUUCGUGCCCGUCAGCAGGCCUGGCAUUAGGCUGCAAUUCGCCUACUUCGAAGAGGCCUACGGGCGGGUUGAUGUCGCCCGUGACAUCCACGAAGCCAUUCUCAUUCAGCUCCCUGACUGCGUCGAAGCGAUCGUGUCUUGGGCAAACCUGCAGAGACGGCAGAGCGGCCUCGAUGCCGCGAUUGAGGUGUACAAGGCUCAGAUCGAUGCCCCGCAAGUCGACAUCUUCACCAAGGCGGUUCUUGUCACGCAGUGGGCGUACCUGCUGUGGAAGAUCAAAGGGUCAGUGGACGAAGCCAGAGCCGUGUUUGCAAAGAACGUCCAGUGGUACGCCGACAGCCGUCACUUUUGGCAGAAGUGGCUCGAGUUCGAGUUGGAGCAGCCCACCAACGCCCAGCUUGAGGCUCAACACGGUGAACGUGUGAAGCACAUCUUCGACGAGCUCAGGUCGAAGAGCCGCAUCUCGGCAGGGGCCAAGAAGGGCCUGUUCCUGAUCUACAUCGCGUACCUCCAGGAAAGAGGAGACAAGGAUGCCAUGAAGCAGCUGCUCGUCGUGGAUCGAGAGAUUUAUGGUCCCGCAUCGACUUGCUCGCUCAGUAAGCCUGCCCUCAAGGAGAACGGGGCCACGCGACCUCCGCUGGACGAGAUCACCUUGCAGAAGGCCGAGAGCAAUUACUCGAGAUACUACGAGUAUAUCGCGGAGCCUGAUGCAGCUGCACAAGGCACCGCUUCAUUCAACUAA